CAAGCAACCCAGGGAGAGAGAGAGGGACAUUGAGAGAACAAGGAGGAGGAAGGAGAGAAAAUGGCGUCCACGGACUAUAGUACCUACAGUCAAGCUGCAGCCCAGCAGGACUACAGUGCUUAUGCAGCCCAGCCAGCUCAAGGAUAUGCACAGACCACCCAGGCAUGUGGGCAACAAAGUUAUGGAGACUAUGAGCAGCCUACUGAUGUCAGCUAUACACAGGCUCAAACAACUGCGAUGUAUGGGCAGACUGCGUAUGCAACCUCUUAUGGACAGCCUCCAACAGGUUAUACUACACCAACCUCACCUCAGGCUUACAGUCAGCCUGUCCAAGAAUAUGGCCCGGGGGCCUACGAUACCACCACUGCUACAGUUACGACCACCCAAGCAUCCUAUGCAGCCCAAUCUGCAUAUGGCACCCAGCCUGCUUACCCAACCUAUGGGCAGCAGCCAGCAAGACCCCAGGAUGGUAGCAAGCCCGCUGAGACUAGUCAGCCUCAAUCUAGUACAGCAGGCUACAGCCAACCCAGCCUAGGAUACGGGCAGAGCAACUACAGUUACCCACAGGGGCCCGGCAGCGACCCCAGGCAGCCAGUCACUGCACCUCCUUCCUAUCCUCCAACCAGCUAUUCCUCUACCCAGCCGACUAGUUACGAUGAGAGCAGUUACUCCCAGCAGAAUACCUAUGGGCAGCAGAGCAUUUAUGGACAGCAGAGUGGCUAUGGUCAACAGCCCCCCACGAGUGGGCCCCCCCAAACUGGAUCCUACAGCCAGGCUCCAAGUCAAUCUAGCCAACAGAGCAGCAGCUACGGGCAGCAGAGUGCCUUCCAGCAGGACCAUCCCAGUAGCAUGGGUGUAUAUGGGCAGGAGUCUGGAGGCUUUUCCGGAUCUGGAGAAAACCAGAGCAUGAGUGGCCCUGAUGACCCGGGCAGGGGAAGAGGGGGAUUUGAUUGUGGAGGCAUGAGCAGAGGUGGGCGGGGAGGAGGGGGAGGAGGACACGGUGGAAUGGGCAGCGCUGGAGAGCGAGGUGGCUUCAGUAAGCCUGGUGGACCUAUGGAAGAAGCACCAGACCUUGACUUGGGCCCACCUGUAGAUCCAGAUGAAGACCCUGAAAACAGUGCAAUUUAUGUACAGGGCCUGAACGAAAGCGUGACUGCUGAUGAGCUGGCAGACUUUUUCAAACAGUGUGGGGUUGUCAAGAUGAACAAAAGGACUGGGCAGCCGGUGAUUAACAUUUACUUAGACAAGGAAACCGGGAAACCCAAAGGAGAUGCCACCGUGUCCUAUGAUGACCCACCUACUGCAAAGGCUGCAGUAGAAUGGUUUGAUGGGAAAGAUUUCCAAGGGAGCAAACUCAAAGUGUCUCUUGCUCAGAAGAAACCUCCAAUGAACAGCAUGCGAGGUGGUAUGCCACCCCCUGAAGGCAGAGGGGUGCCUCCCUCUCUCCGAGGAGGUCCUGAAGGACCAGGGGGGCCAGGAGGUCCCAUGGGUCGAAUGGGAGGCAGAGGAGGAGACAGGGAAGGUUUUCCACCAAGAGGACCCAGGGGUUCCCGUGGAAACCCCUCAGGAGGAGAAAAUGUCCAGCACAGAGCAGGGGAUUGGCAGUGCCCUAAUCCAGGCUGCGGAAACCAGAAUUUUGCCUGGAGAACAGAGUGUAAUCAAUGCAAGGCCCCUAAGACAGAGGGCAGAGGUGGCCCCGGUGGCAUGAGGAGUGGCAGAGGUGGGCUCAUGGACCAUGGUGGGCCUGGCGGUAUGUUCCGAGGAGGCCGAGGUGGAGACAGAGGCGACUUUCGGGGAGGUCGAGGCAUGGACCAAGGGGACUUUGGUGGAGGAAGAAGAAGAGGCCCUGGGGGUCCUCCCAGACCUCUCAUGGAGCAAAUGGGUGGCAGAAGAGGAGGGCAUGGCAGGCCUGGAAAAGGUGAGCGUCGCCAGGAGCGCAGAGACCGGCCCUACUAGGUGCAGAAACCCCGCAGAGCUGCAUU
Molecule: messenger RNA, 1982 nt
Organism: Monodelphis domestica (gray short-tailed opossum)
Lineage: Eukaryota; Metazoa; Chordata; Mammalia; Didelphimorphia; Didelphidae
Source: RefSeq, a predicted model, not a curated record